ACGACACCACAUCAUAUUAUAAAAAUAGUAGGUUUGUUUAAUGUUUGAUGAUAUGUGAUGUGUAUAUUUUGGUUUUGGUAGUUCCAAUGUCAGGUAAACAUUGACCAUCAUGGAAUGCGGAGAAGUUGUUUUGACCAUAUGAAAUUUUCAAAUAUUCUCGAAAAGAAUUUAAUCAAAAUGAAUUUCGAACUUUUCACAGUGGUGUAUUUCAUGUUGUGCGUAUCGCUGAUCUAUCCACCUGCUGAAUUUGUUAUGAUAGGGUUAACAAUUGAAAAUGCGUUUGGUCGAUUUUUAGGAAACCCUUUCGAUAAUUUUAUUUUGUACCAUGUCAGGAGGUCUAUGGCCUCGCUGAUGGCUUUUUCCCUUUUCCCUUUUGGCUAUAUUUUUGCUGUGAUUUACUACGAAUAUAUUACAGAGAACGAUAUUAACAUAUCAGAACUUUUAUCGAAUUGCAAAUUAUUUACGACAGUUGCAUUUAUAUUGCCCUCAUUGGCAUUUUACCAAAUUCAGAAGUGGCAGAAACACAACUUUGCUGAACAUCCCACUAUAAAAAAUCUGAGUAAAUACAUAAAUGAGGAACAUCCAACAUGGACACAGAUCGCUGGUGAAAUUAACGCAGAAUACAGAAGAGUUACAAAAGUAUUGCUUGAGGUAAAUCCAAUUACAUCAGUGGUUAUAACUGAUAAUUGGAUACUGAAAAUUGAUCUGUUUGAAACGCACAUAGCCAAAAUCAGUGAUACAGACAUGUUGGUGAGUGAAUCUAGAGAAUUUUCUGUUACUGAUGAUUUAGGAGACCAUCAGAUGUUGAAAGUUGAUUUUAACUCUGUCGAUGGAAAAUUUAAAAACUUUCAAAUCAACAUGUUUGUGAGUGGCCUUAGACAAGUUGAAUCCCAACUACAAAGACAGAUCAGAAUGGCUCCUGGGAUUACGGUGCACAGAACAGAAGCGGAAAUGUUUUUGGCCGCCUUUGCUAACGCCGUCAAGAAAAACCCUAAAUACACGGCCACGGAGGAGUCCGAGGAUCGUUGCAUAGGUUGCUUCCAAGCGGCGCCAAAUGUCAAGUUGAAUCGCAAUUGUAUCGAAGGAAACGUGGAGGGCGAUUGUGGGAUUUGUCGCUGCAGACCGAGCUGGUGCCUCUCGUGUUUAGGACAGUGGUUUUUAACGAGACAGGAUCCGCAACAAAGGAACAGGUGGUUGUCGAGCAAGUGUACUUGUCCGAUGUGCCGUGCGAAGUUUUGUCUUUUAGAUGUUUGCAUGUUGGCAGAUUCUUGAUAUAAAAUAUGUUGAUCAUUGGAACGUAACGUUUAAUUUCAUAUGUUAAAUGAUAAUUUU
Messenger RNA from Aethina tumida (small hive beetle), 1332 nucleotides. RefSeq names its product E3 ubiquitin-protein ligase TM129. Bases 115 to 1272 code for a protein of 385 amino acids. Lineage: Eukaryota; Metazoa; Arthropoda; Insecta; Coleoptera; Nitidulidae. The record is from RefSeq and is a predicted model, not a curated record. Gene Ontology annotation, biological process: protein ubiquitination. The transcript has 3 exons. Gene Ontology annotation, cellular component: membrane; endoplasmic reticulum. Gene Ontology annotation, molecular function: ubiquitin protein ligase activity.